This is a messenger RNA of Bufo gargarizans (Asiatic toad), 769 nucleotides long. It is a transcript of the gene AURKAIP1, whose product is annotated as aurora kinase A interacting protein 1. The transcript has 4 exons. The record is from RefSeq and is a predicted model, not a curated record. The coding region runs from base 110 to 697 and encodes 195 amino acids. Gene Ontology annotation, biological process: mRNA processing. Gene Ontology annotation, cellular component: mitochondrion. NCBI's taxonomy places the organism in Eukaryota, Metazoa, Chordata, Amphibia, Anura, Bufonidae.
GACUCAAAGGGGGAAAUUUAAUAGAGCGGACAGGAAGCGUGUGUGCACGGAGAAAGAAGGUCUGAGGUCAGACCCUGCGGACCUCCAGUAACUUCUCCUCCAUCUCGGCAUGUGGCUGACAAGACUGACUUCUCACCUGAGCCUAGCCACAAGGCUUGCAGGAUGUCUGGCCCCGCGAUGUGCAGCUACAAGUCACAGGACCUUGUUUGCAUGUUAUAGCACGCAGCACCCUCAGAGGCAACAAAGUCCACCCCCUACAUGGAGCACCCUAGAGCCAGAGCUGGAUGAGCUCCUGGUCCCCCGCAGAAUGUCCAUCAGUCCCUUAGAGAGUUUUCUUUCCUCCCGGUACUCUCUUCCUAAGCAUCUUACCUCUAAUGCCCAGCAGGAGCCAGAAGAACACGAAAAAUGCUAUGAUUGCCCCACUAGUCAUGACACAGACCAUAUUGGGGAGGAUGACGGAGACAGGGGGGUUGUGCAGUGUAAGAAUGUCUUGAAGAUCAGGCGGAGGAAGAUCAACAAGCACAAGUACAAGAAGCUGCAGAAGCGCAUCAAGUUUCUCAGGAAGAAAGUCCUUGAUAAGCGCAGAGUGAGGAAGCAGAAAAAUUUUGAAAAGGAUCUAAAUCGAAUCUGGAGAAAGGCUGGACUGAAAAAGGCACCAGACAGCUGGAUCACUCCCAAAAUUUAUGUGAAAUAUUGACAUCUUCUGAUUGCUACUUUUCUUUUAGAAUUUCUGUAUAAUAAUAAAUUAGACAUUUAUGUAGAGGGCGUG